CAACAUUUUUCCAUGUCAGCACUAAUCGAUUCAUGCGGGUCUGUCCCUAUAUAUCUUUGUGAUGUUUUAGCUAGGAGUAGUAUUUUUUCUGUUAUAUUGUGAUCAAUCAAGAAUGGCGUUACAGAGGAAAUUACUAAAAGGGUGUGCUGGAAUUGCCAAAUAUAGGUGCCUGGGGUACUUUCCCGGUCAAGCGGUGGUGGCGCCGCCGGAACUGCCGCCGUUUGACUACCAGCCAAAGCCGUAUAAAGGGCCUUUGGCUGAUGAGGUUUUGGAGAAAAGAAAGAAGUUUCUGGGUCCUUCCCUCUUCUACUACUACCAAAAACCUCUAAAUAUUGUUGAGGGGAAGAUGCAAUAUUUGUAUGAUGAGAACGGAAGACGUUAUCUUGAUGCUUUUGCUGGAAUAGUUACUGUCUCAUGCGGUCAUUGUCAUCCUAUGGUGUUGGAUGCCAUCACGGAGCAAAGCAAGCUUCUCCAACAUGCUACAACCAUAUAUCUACAUCAUGCGAUCGGCGAUUUUGCGGAAGCAUUGGCAUCUAAGAUGCCAGGAAACCUAAAGGUAGUAUAUUUCGUAAAUUCAGGGACAGAAGCAAAUGAAUUGGCAAUGCUGAUGGCACGAUUGUACAGUGGUAACCUAAAUAUGAUUGCCUUGAGGAAUGCAUAUCAUGGCGGAAGUGCCAACACAAUUGGGCUAACUGCUCUUAACACAUGGAAGUACCCUAUUCCACAGGGUGAAAUCCAUCACGUUCUGAAUCCUAACCCAUAUCGUGGAGUAUUCGGAUCUGACGCUAAACGAUAUGCUGAAGAUGUACAGGAUCACAUUGAUCAUGGUACUUCAGGAAAGGUUGCUGGUUUUAUUGCUGAAACAAUUCAGGGGGUUGGAGGAGCUGUUGAACUAGCCCCUGGAUACUUGAAGUUGGUUUAUGACAUUGUUCGCAAAGCAGGAGGUGUUUGUAUUGCUGAUGAAGUACAAACUGGCUUUGGUCGCACAGGGAGCGACUACUGGGGUUUUGAGACACAGGGUGUGAUUCCUGAUAUAGUUACAAUGGCAAAGGGUAUCGGAAAUGGUUUGCCACUUGGAGCUGUUGUCACAACGCCAGAAAUUGCUAGUGUUAUGGCUCAAAAGAUACAAUUUAAUACAUAUGGGGGGAACCCUGUUUGCUCUGCUGGUGGGCAUGCAGUACUCAGAGUAAUCGAUAAGGAACAACGCCAAAAGCAUUGUGCUGAGGUUGGCUCACACUUGAUUGGGCGGCUGAGGGAUCUACAGAAAAGACAUGACAUAAUUGGAGAUGUGCGAGGCAGGGGUUUAAUGGUUGGUAUCGAACUUGUAACUGACAGAAAAGAAAAGACACCCGCCAAGGCAGAAACUGGAGUUCUCUUUGAGAAGCUUAGAGAACUUGGUGUUCUUGUAGGGAAAGGUGGUUUACAUGGAAAUGUUUUCAGAAUAAAGCCUCCUAUGUGUUUUGGCAAGGAUGAUGCAGACUUCUUAGUUGAUGCAUUGGACUAUUCAAUUUCAAAGUUGUGAAAAUCUCUCAAGAGUAGCCAGAUUGUUGUGAAUUGCUCAGUUGAUUCUCCUUCAACCAAAGGGGACAGCUGAUUUUCCAGUACAAUAACUAUGUAAAAGAAAGCAAGAAAUUCCUGCUAUUUUAUUCCUCACAGUGUUCUACAAAAUAGAGGGGGUGUUUGGAGGGGACAGAGGAUGAAAAUUUGCAUGGAUGCAGAAUGUGGUUGACAAUUUAAGUUUAAUUAUAGUUGAAAUAAUUUCUGAAUCAGUUUCGAUGGUUAAAUGUACACUAGAACAAUUCUGGCUCUCUCAAAUUGUCACGACACCUUUAGAAGGGUGACAAUUUAGUGUUUCAGUUUUGAAUAAGUUUCAGAAUUUUGUGUUAACUUGAACACGUCUUUGAACUCAUUGUAAGGUCUAGGGUUGAAGUGUUGAGAAAUUAAUAUUCAACACUAUACAAGAUCUUAUUAGAGCAGAGCUCAAACCAUUACAGUUCAAAUAUUGAAGGUUUUUGCAAUUACAGAAGGUCAAUAUCUUUGCA
This is a messenger RNA of Nicotiana tabacum (common tobacco), 2042 nucleotides long. Its product is annotated as alanine--glyoxylate aminotransferase 2 homolog 1, mitochondrial. Gene Ontology annotation, cellular component: mitochondrion. The record is from RefSeq and is a predicted model, not a curated record. NCBI's taxonomy places the organism in Eukaryota, Viridiplantae, Streptophyta, Magnoliopsida, Solanales, Solanaceae. Gene Ontology annotation, biological process: glyoxylate catabolic process. Gene Ontology annotation, molecular function: pyridoxal phosphate binding; L-alanine:glyoxylate transaminase activity.